UUGUAUCAAAGGAGCAAAGCAAUCCUGCCCCCAGCCAGGGCGCUAAGCUGAUCCAACAACUUAUGAAACAGAAUGUAUCUUUUCUAAAAAUAAAAAUAAGUACUUCAAAGGGCAGAGGUGACGUGCUGGUUGUGCAUGAUGCUCUGUGUCAGAGAUACAGAUGUGAAAUGCUGCAAAGACAAGAACAAUGGGCUGGGAGCCGUCCUCAGCAAAGGUGCUGUGCCUCGUGCCAGAGCUGCUCCUCUUUGGGUACAGAAGUGAGGAGGACAAAAAAAAAAAGUUGUGCAGAAGAAUGUGUAAGCAAUUGUCCACCCUGAGUACUCUGCAAAAGCAAACCUUGUAUGUCCAGGAAUGUUGGCAUUGUCCAGGACGUUUGUACUUGCCCAGGGGUAAUAGCAAAUGCUAGCUUCACAGCAACAUUAAUUGCAUAAAUGACUCACAGAAAACAAUAAAUGCAGGACUCAGUCAAGAUGGACAUUUCAUGUCCACAGGAAGCCAAAUUUAAGAGGAAACGUCUAUGAGGUUAAAACAGACUUUUUCACAAAUCCGAACAUCGCAUUUGCUGUGGGUAGUGCAGUGUUAGAGAGAGAUGAAAUGGUAAAGCUGGACGGAAACUGGCACACCAGCAGUUUGAGUGGAGCAGCCUAAGAGGUGGCAAAUGACUUCAAAUUACAAGGGACUGGUGAGCUGUGGCAUCCUUAAUGCUGAAGUUUUGAUUAAACAAAUAUACCCACUUCCAUCAGAUACUUUCCUUGAACAGUAUUAGCAGAACAAAAAAGACUUCACACCCAUGACAGCGCAGCAAUUAGUGAGGACUUUGGCCAAAUCUAUUUAGCAAACAAAGGGGACAUGAAUCAAUAUCUCGCAAGAUGCAACCAGAUGAGUUGGUAGAAAAAUUUAAUUUUGAAGUCAAAUUUCAAAUCACAAGAGUUAAUAUAGGAAAGAAGUACAUCCUUUAGCCAGAUAAGCCUCAUCAAAUUCUUGGUCUCAGAAGAGAACAAAAAGAAGCGUACGUGCUGCAGCAGGGAUUAGCUGCCCAGAACUGUUCUCUGUUGUGCAGGAAUGCUUAAGGACAACCUCAGGCUGCUGUGGGAGAGCAGAGCCUCUCAAAUUAUCUCAGAAAGGGCAAUGUGGUAUUGCACAGGCCUCAAAUAUUGGAUGCAAAUCGGUCUCAAUUACUCCUGAAGAUAAACAUGCUCUCCUAGACUGUCUGUCUUGGGGUUUGCAGUCAUGUGUACUUUCCCUGGAAAGCUGGAGCAAUAACAAAGACAGUGUUUGUCAGCUUUAAUAAAGUAAAGUGCUCCUUGGAGCUGACUGUGGAACUGCUUGGCCUGUGUGCCUUUCUGGGAUACCAGUCUCUCUCUACUGUCAGUGAAAAGCCAGAAAUCACAUGUAAAGACAGCACAGCUAUCAAAGAUCACCAUGUUUGGAUGCAUUUACCAGAUGUUGCUGAAGCAUUGUGCAUAAAUUUUUAUGCCAUCUACAUAUUCCAAAAAAAAACCAAAACAAAAAACCCAAAGACAGUAAGUGAUAAAGGCUGCUAUCGGCUGUUCUGUGCUGGAACAGAUUUGACAGCAGCCAAAUUAACUCCAGCUAUGCAGAGCAUAUUCCUGCAUCAACAGCAUUCCAAAUGUCAACCCGGGAUUUGGGAAAAAAAAAUACUUGCACAUGAAGGUACUUAACCAGCCCUACAGAUCCAAAGGGAGUUUGGACAGGAAUGAGUGGAUGAACCAUCAGCACCCAAAGUUAUUGUGGAACUACUUCUGCUAAAUCAAAGAUGGCAACAGGAAAAAAAGGUGUUUUGUGAAGCAACAAGGUGGGAAAUGCUUGCCCCUCAUUUCACCUUUGGCAGGCUCAUGAAUGAUGCAUGCAGGAUAACGUCAUGUUCUCAGGAGAGCAAGGAGCUGUGUCAGCUUCCUCUGGCCACUCCUCGUAAUCUUUGGCCCCUGCUUGCCAGCAUUCCUCUGUUCCACUCCUGGCCUUUCCUGAGCUGAAGGGAUUCCUCACCUCAGAAUGUGAAACGGAUUUUCAUACAUUGUCAGGUUGGCAAGAUCAAACAUGGUCCAAGCUACACACCCCAGCAUGUGUUCAACACUGGGAGGUGGCCUGAAGCUGAUUCUCCAGACCACAAGUCUUUGGGUUAACUGAGCUGAAACUUGAAUUCCACAUCUGUAGGAGCAUCUAAUGAAAAAUUUAAAUGGGUCUCUGAUCAAAUUAAAGCCAGAAGCUCUCAGGAGCAGGAUCACUCUCAUUCUCUCAUCCUCCUUCCUCUUGCUGACAAUUCUCAGUCCACAAAGCAUCAGCAGUGUCAGUGCCUCAGCCAUGUGACAUGGGCGCUAUCAGCCCAUCUAGGAGUGAUUUAGAAAAGAGGCAAACACAAGUUUCUGUGCUGAGGAAACACAACUCUUUCAAUCUGACAAAAAUGAAGCAUUUCAUCCAGCCACCCACAGAAGGAAGUGACUUCAUGGAGCUGACUGCUUAGCUGCUGCCCUGAUAGAUGUCAAUCUCUUUUGUUACUUUCCAGCAGGUCAGAAAAACAUUUUUCUUUUUGGUUCACAGAUACCUUGAAAGAACUCAUACUCUGAGUUUAAGGUGUAUUUUCCAAAAACCAUUUCAUAUAAAGCUUUUGGCCCAUUCAGUCUCUAGCCUGGAAGUACAGAGAGAGAGUGCUGCUCCCACUGGUAAAUCACUGAGCAAACUCCAGCUGGAGACUGGAGUCCUUCUCUCAUUCCUCUGCUGGACGAAGCAUUCUGCAGUGUGUGUUCCCUGCCAGGUGGGGCUGCUCCAAAGACAGGGCAGGUUUUGUGCUGGUUUUUAAGCUAUACAUUGUAUAUAGGAGAUGCUUUAUACACAUGACAGUAAAUCUGUUUUCAGUCCCUAGCUAUGCUUCCCGGUGUGCUGUGAAGAUGUUCCUGGCAGGGCUGAUCUCAACCAUGUGUCAAAAAUUUCCUUGAUACUCACUGAGCUCCAGCUACCAAAACUCUUUGUCCUCUGAACACAUACAGGAUGUGGCCUAUGGCAGUAUCUUUCAUUCUUUGCCUUCUUUCCAGGAAAGCUCUUGCAGAAGGUGGAUCAGCUCGGACGUCACUUCUUAUUUUAGUGUCCAUCUUCUUAUCAGCUGCUUUCCUUAUGUUCCUGGUAUAUAAAAAUUUCCCACAACUUAGUGAAGAAGAAAGAGAAUGUAUAAAGGUUCCUAGAGAUAUGGAUGAUGCAAAGGCCUUGGGAAAAGUCUUGUCCAAAUACAAGGACACAUUUUACGUUCAAGUGUUAGUGGCUUAUUUUGCCACAUACGUUUUCUUGCAAACAUUUGCUAUUCCUGGGUCUAUAUUCCUCAGUAUCCUGUCAGGGUUUCUUUAUCCCUUUCCAUUGGCCUUAUUUCUUGUUUGUUUGUGCUCAGGACUUGGAGCUUCAUUCUGCUAUAUGCUGUCAUACCUAGUGGGGCGUCCCGUUGUGUACAGAUAUUUAACAGAAAAAGCAGUGAAAUGGUCAGAACAGGUUGAACGACAUAGAGAACAUCUCAUUAACUACAUAAUAUUUUUGAGAAUAACACCUUUCCUCCCCAACUGGUUUAUCAAUAUCACAUCUCCUGUAAUCAACGUGCCAUUGAAAGUGUUUUUCAUUGGCACUUUUCUAGGUGUAGCACCACCGUCUUUUGUAGCCAUUAAGGCAGGAACAACGCUGUACCAGCUUACAACAGCAGGGGAAGCUGUUUCCUGGAACUCUGUUUUUGUCCUCAUGAUUCUAGCCAUCCUCUCCAUCCUACCAGCUCUCUUCCAGAAGAAGCUGAAAAAGAAGUUUGAGUAAGGAUCAAACUGGACCAGAAUUUCCCAUACUUCAUCUCAGGAUCAGCACUUCUGAUAUUUGUAUAUUUGCUUUUCUAUUGGAUCUUAAGCAAUUAUAGGGGAGGCUUGUGAUUGACAAGAAUGUCUUUAAAUGAACACAUGGCCUUAAACUGAAGGAAAUGUGUUCAGAAAUGUACUGCAUAUAGUUUUGUAACCAAACAGCAGUGUUUUACUUUGGGAUGGUGUGUGUGUGGCCCUCAGGAUGAGGGAGGUGAGAACACAGAUGUAACAUUUUGCUCUAGUUACAUGCAGAGCAAAAAUUGUGAUGUAGACAUAAACUACAGGUGAUGCUCUCUAACACUUGCAGGAAAACCUCCUGAACAAUUCAGUCCAACUUUGUAACAUUCUCUGUAGGCUUGCACGUGAUCUGGUCUGAGAGCAUUUCUCACUAAUAAUAUUUCCCUUCCUUUUUGCCUUGGGGAGUUUCAAAAUAAUGCAACGGUGCUCACUGAGAAACAAGGGUUCUUUGCAGUACUUUAACUACAAUGUUAUUCUCAUCCUGGUUGUUUACUUCUAUUUAUUAGUGCUGUAUGGAAUUAAAUACUUGAACCUACAUCUGCUUUACUUACUGGAUUAACAAAGGCAAAGUGUCACUUUGUUCCCUCUUGGUCCCUGCAAAGUUUUAUUCUGGGAGCAGAUACAGGAAGGGAGGGAGCAGCUUAGAAUUCUUAUCUUGGCUGGCUGAUGAUUUUUAAGUUCUAAUUUUCAUUUUUUAAUGUUGAUUAUUUUGUCAAUAUUUCACUUGCAUAGAUUUAUCUUGCCAACUUAAGAAAGUGACGGUGUGAUUAUAUAAAAUUUGCAGUUUUCAAGUGAUUUAAAAACGCUUAAGCAGUGUAAUAUUACCAUUUCUCAAGCAAUAUGUAAAGAGUAUAAAUUUUCUGAUUGCAGCUUGAUUAGCUGAAAGAAAUGUCAGGUACACAAACUGGUGCAGUUCCUGUCAAACAGCUGGUCCCAAAUAAUGUUCAGAGCACCGUGGAACAGCAGGCUCUUGUGUCGGUGUAUAUAAAAAUGGGGGCAGUGGCCAGCCAUGACCCACCUUCAGGAGCAGUCUGUGCAUUCUCUCAGGAAGGUACAAGGUACCUUCCCUGUGCUUGUUUGUUGUGUUGUCAGUGGAGCCCCAUCAAACAAGGCCCUGGGCAGCGAGGAGCUGAGGAGCACGUGGCUGUUUCAUCUGACUGGAACCAGUGCUGCUCAUGUGCUUUAAGCUGAUGCCCCUGCAGUGUCUGGCUGGAAAGGGACUCAACACAUCAGCAUGUGCUCCAGUCCAGGGUUUAUUUGUCUGUGUCCUCUGUUAGCUCGUGGUCAUAUCAUAGAUCUUCAGGAUGUAAGAGAACAGUUCAUCAAUGUGAUAAUGUAAAAGGUACUGACUGGUACCUUGAAAGGGUUUAUUCAUUUUUGUAACAUAAUGUUAAUUGACUGCUUCGUUUCAUCACAGUAUUACUUGUAAAUAUAUAGUAAAUAUUAUUGAUACACCAUUUGUCUUUUAUUUAAGUCCAGGCUGCACAGUAAAUGCUAUUUUUUACAUAAGUAUAUAAAGGAAUUUAUAUCCGUUCUGUUUGCAAGUUUAUUGUAAGAUCAUUCAGCUCCAGCAAUUCUUUUGUUAUUUAGAAUUUACUCUAAAAGUGUACUUUGGCAUUUAAAACUGAACAAUGAUUCCUUUUAUUGCUGCCAUUCUAAUCUCCAGAGCUCCUCUACCCAGGGGAUUUAUUCCAUAGCAAACCUGGAUGUGAAUUGAGCCGUGUGAGCAAGUGUCCCCGGACUGCUGAGUAUGAAGCUGCUGUGGAUUUACAGCCUGCUUUUCUGCAGAGUUAACUUCUCGUGCAGAUGAACUCAGAAUAAAUUACCUACCACUUAUUUUACAGUGGCUUUUCUCAAAAGCUGUCUCAAUUCCUGGUCAGUUGCAGCAGCUGCUGUAACGUCCCUCCCAUGCCAAUGUUUUGGUGGAACCUUGUCACUAAAGAAGGAGCUGAACUCUCUUUCAGUCUAACGUGACUCUUGCUAUCACUUGACAUUUUCACUGGUCCUGUUUCUCUAUGGAGAUGGGAUCAGGAUUUGUUACUGAAGACCUGUUGUGUUUCAGCCACGAGACUGGCCUCUCAUCACAAUAACUAAAAGCCUUAAGACCUUAAAAAGGUUCAAAAUAGGGUUCUUUUUCAAAACCUUAGCAUUUUUAACCCAUCCCUUCUGUAUUUAUCUUCAGCUGCCAGCAGCCUGAGGUGCUUCCCUAUCCCAUGAGGACUUCUCAGUGUUGUGCAGAGUAAGGCAGGCCUUGUGGAAAGCAAAAAAGCACUGUGCUGUGGGGUACUGUACUAGCCUCCUCUUUCCUUUAGGGAAUCCAGCAAGUGAUCCAAGAGAUAGCCAUAACAUUUUGACAGAAAAACAGUGGCUACCAUGAAACAAACCAGGACAUCAGAAAGAUGUAGCUUUGUUUUUUAAUUGCAAGGGAUUUUUGAGCUGUUAGGUGACCUGUUUAUCUUUUGGAAGUUUUUUUGUGAUACCUGCAUGACAUCAUUACUAAGUGUCUCUUGCCAUUUGAUAAUAAAGCUGUUAUAUAAAAUCUGAAA
Passer domesticus (house sparrow) is the source of this 6406-nucleotide messenger RNA. RefSeq names its product transmembrane protein 41B (gene TMEM41B). The record is from RefSeq and is a predicted model, not a curated record. The transcript is spliced from 10 exons. Bases 3007 to 3804 code for a protein of 265 amino acids. Gene Ontology annotation, cellular component: endoplasmic reticulum membrane. Lineage: Eukaryota; Metazoa; Chordata; Aves; Passeriformes; Passeridae.